AGACUAGAAAAGGAAAUUAAAAUGACUCAGCUUAAGGUGAAUUUGACCAUUUAUUUCCCCACACUGUGCAGUUUCCCCUUUUUUUCUUUUAUAUUAUCAAAAUGUCAGAUUCCAACCAAGCUCCUAGUGAACAGGCAAAGCUAGAACAGGCGGGCACAAUUACGCUGAGAGAAGAUAUGUUGAAACCAGCUGUUUCUUUUUUAACCUCUCCUAACGUUCAGUCCGCCGAUAAAGCCAAAAAGAUUGCCUUUCUGCAAAAGAAGGGCCUCACACAGGCAGAAAUUGACGAAGCAUUCAAAAGAGCUGGGGAUAAUACCACACAUUCUUUAUCAACAACGACAUCUGCCAAUAAUAAUGCUACUAACACGAUUGCCAGUCGUCCCAUGGUCCCACCAAGAACACAAGCACCUCAAAUCAUAUACCAACCGCUACCACCUACACCAUCUAUGCCGGCUGAGAAAGUGUUUGCAUUGGCUGUGGUUCUAGGCAUGAGUGCUUUCGGUCUUACAGCUGCUGUUAUUGGUAUUUUAAAGGUAAGCUGGCUUAAAGCUGUCUAUCAUUCAAUGCCCUCUAAUACAAUAUAGAAAUUCAUACAACCUAUUUUUCAUCGAAUUGCAGAGUAUCAACGAACACGAUAUAAUCAACGCAGGGAACUUGCUGAUAAAUUACUAGACGCAUUGAAAAAGCAUGAUUCCGAGAACGAUGACUUGGACGCCGUAAUAGAUCAAGGAGACGAAGCUACCCUCACAGACGCGCUCAUCAAGCACCAAGCCGACCUACAGACAAAAUUAC
This is a messenger RNA of Rhizopus microsporus ATCC 52813, 792 nucleotides long. RefSeq lists its product as uncharacterized. Gene Ontology annotation, cellular component: peroxisomal importomer complex; peroxisomal membrane. Gene Ontology annotation, biological process: protein import into peroxisome matrix, docking. Gene Ontology annotation, molecular function: signaling receptor binding. NCBI's taxonomy places the organism in Eukaryota, Fungi, Mucoromycota, Mucoromycetes, Mucorales, Rhizopodaceae. The transcript has a single exon. The record is from RefSeq and is a predicted model, not a curated record. Bases 102 to 584 code for a protein of 160 amino acids.